GAGAACUGAAUUGUAGAGACUCAGUGCGUCUGAAACUAGUGAUGUUGUCACGUUCUGCGGGGUGCGAAGAAUGAAACAAAAACAUUAGCAUUUCGCAGGGUGAGCGAGCCCGGAGUCGAUCGACCCUGCGUUCAGUUUCGCCGGGCCGCACGCUCUCCAUUAUCGGACGACUCUUCGCGGCCAUUAAUCGUCAUUAUUUGAGGUGAAAGUUACUGUGUUUACGCCGUUAAACAAGAUGGCAGAGCUAGAGCUCUGACAGACUGGCUGGUUUUCACGGAUGUUGACACUAUGAAAAGAGGCUCCUGCGUGGCAUUCGAGCACACCGAGAGGGAAUGCAUGACAUGUUCAUAUCACCCCAGCAUUCCGGCACAACAAGUAGCAGUGGGGCUAGCAUCAUUAGUGCAGCAGGAACGACCGGCACCUCUACAUCUUCAGGAGUGCACAACCACUACCAGCUCCACCCUCAGCAUAUCAUCAGCCACAAGAAGCGCAAGCUAGAGCACGGCCAAGUCGAGUAUCUAAACGGCACUUCUGCUGUAGCCAACGAUACGACCACCUUCGCCCAGUCAUCAGCGUACUCUCAAACAUCAGUGGUACAACCUCACUUUCAUCGUUCGAGGUCGCACCACAAGAACUCGCCUAAUGGUGCUGCAGGUUUGCUGCCACAGAACUUCAUCAGAGCAUCCACAAUUAAGCUUUUAGACACAUACCAGCGCUGCGGCCAGAAAAGGAAGUCGGAAUCCGAUCGUGACGGGAAUGAGACGGGCUCUGGCCCAGAAUCUACAGCCACGGCACCGACAAGUACGACAACUGCCGCCGUCGCGUCGGCGGCAAUCCCUGGCAAUGGAGGAAAGGGCACGACCGCGACGGUGGCCAACACGACGGCCAGCACGAGCAACGGUGUGGAGGGCGACUACCAGCUUGUACAGCACGAGGUGCUCUACUCAAUGACCAACCAAUAUGAGGUCCUCGAGUUUCUCGGCCGAGGCACCUUUGGACAGGUGGUCAAAUGUUGGAAAAAGGGCACGAGUGAGAUAGUAGCCAUCAAGAUUCUCAAGAACCACCCCUCUUACGCCAGACAAGGACAAAUCGAAGUUAGUAUUUUGUCUAGACUUAGCCAAGAGAAUGCUGAUGAAUUCAACUUCGUUCGAGCUUACGAGUGCUUUCAGCACAAAAGCCACACUUGCUUGGUUUUUGAGAUGUUGGAACAAAAUCUCUAUGACUUUCUCAAGCAAAACAAAUUCAGCCCUCUGCCCCUCAAAUUCAUCCGUCCGAUUUUGCAACAAGUCCUGACAGCCCUGCUGAAAUUAAAGCAACUGGGCCUGAUCCAUGCUGACCUCAAGCCAGAGAACAUCAUGCUAGUAGAUCCUGCGAGGCAGCCGUACAGAGUAAAAGUGAUUGAUUUUGGCAGUGCUUCUCACGUGAGCAAGGCAGUAUGCAAUACUUAUCUGCAAAGCCGCUACUACAGAGCUCCUGAGAUCAUCUUGGGUAUGUCCCAAAGACACCGUAUGGCAACAAGAAGGUUGCCCUUCUGUGAAGCGAUUGACAUGUGGUCACUUGGAUGCGUGGUCGCCGAGUUGUUUCUCGGUUGGCCUCUAUAUCCAGGCUCCUCCGAGUACGAUCAAAUCCGGUACAUCAGCCAAACGCAGGGUCUCCCUACAGAACACAUGCUGAACAGUGCAUCUAAGACGACCAAGUUCUUCUACAGAGAUAUGGAUAGUACAUACCCAUUCUGGAGACUGAAAACUCCUGAGGAGCAUGAAGCAGAAACUGGAAUCAAAUCGAAAGAGGCCCGAAAGUACAUAUUCAAUUGCAUAGACGACAUUGGGCAAGUAAAUGUGCCCACCGACCUUGAAGGAGGUGAAUUACUUGCUGAGAAAGCUGACAGGAGAGAAUUCAUCGAUCUUCUUAAGAGAAUGCUCACAAUGGACCAGGAGAGACGUACCACUCCAGGGGAAGCCCUCAACCACCACUUUGUCACGCUGGCACAUUUGGUUGACUACGCGCACUGCAACAAUGUUAAAGCUGGUGUCCACAUGAUGGGGGUUUGCAGAACUAACAGCUUCAGCUCAACCACCAGCCACCAGUCCUCGCAAGCACCGCCAUUGGUCGCCAAUUUUGUUCCAAACUCAAGCGGCAAUGUCACUCUUACAUUUAACAACCAGUUAAGCAACCAGUACCAACUGUACAAUGGCCGAUCAGUCGCUCGACAGUACACCAGUGCCGCAAGACCAGAGCAUUUCCCGCAUUCACUUGUUCCUUCCAUUCUUUGUCAACCCAACUAUCAAGGCAUGGGUUCUCCAACCAAAGUAGUUGUGGCGCAGCAACCACCACAAUUGCAAAUCCAGCCUCCGCCAGCUAUACUCUCGCAGCCGCAGCAGCAGUACGUGCCUGUAUCAAUGGUUGAGCCCGGUGGCAGACAAAUGCUGUUGACGAACGCAGUUCAGACGACUUGGGCUGCCAACAGGCAGAUGGCGAUUGUGCCAUCGUGGCAGCAAAUCGCGCCACAACACGCGGCCAUUCAGCAGCCCCUUCUGUCAGAAGCUGCAGAUUGGGCGCGUCCUCUACUUCUAGAUUCCAGCUCGCUGAUAUCGCAGCGUUCCAUGUUUCCUGUGGAAGUGUCUGAAGUUUACGAUCCAAUGGUAGAGCAGCAACACGCGGCAACAUCUGUCAUGCAGCAGGCUCAUCAUCUCACACCACAGCAAGCUACCCAGACAUGGACCGCGUCAAAGAGAGGAAACAAGAGCUCAAGUAGCCAGAUGCACCACCAUCAUCACCAUCAGUCGUCUUCUCACCACGGGCACCACAUAUUGAGCAACAACCACCUUACUGUGCCGAUCAGCCACAGACCAGACAAGAAGGAGGCGACGCAACUCAGUCCUGUCAAAAAGAGGGUCAAGGAAGGCACGCCUCCAUCAGAUACGUGCAACUAUUCUAGAGCAAGAGGGUCUCCUCCAUUUGCUGUUUCUACCCUCAGUUGGGAACCGCAAACAAUCCCGCAGCAGGUUGUUAGCACGAAACAGGAGCACAUUGGCAGUAGUCAGCAGGGCUCUGGUCCAGCAAGGCAACAGACUAUUACUAUCCACGACACUCCUUCUCCAGCCGUCUCUGUCAUCACCAUCUCGGACAGUGAAGAUGAGGCAACGCCGACUAAGUGUUGCAAAGAUAGGGACUGUUCUGCUUGCCACCACGGCGAUGAACUGAGUGAGACGUGCCAUAUUGCUGAUGGCAGUGGCGUUUCCUCAUCAUCUGGAAUGCUGUGUCCCAACAGCUCUCAGCCGCCUGCCACUGUGAAUGAAGCCAAACCCUCAAUGGUUAACGGACCGACCGUGGUCACAAAGGCAGCAAGGAAGAACGUAAUUUCCUGUUUCACUGUUGGCGACAGCGACGAAGAGCAUCGAAGCCCGGCCAAACUUCAUAGUCAGAACAACUUUGUUAGUGGAUCUUUGCCCACCUUGAGAGAGGUCAAGCAUGAGGUUAAACACGAACCACAAAUAAGUUCAAACUACUCGAAUGGAGCGUCUCAAUCGCAGAAGAAAAGACUUCUGGCCAAAGCUCAGUCUGAAUGCGUGAUCAACAGCGUUGCCACCAAGCAAGAACCAGGAGUGUCUCAACAGAAUGUGUAUGACAACGGUGCUGGCCUUCCCCCAAGGGAUUACAUAAGGAACACAAACAACAUCCAGCUUAACUGCCAGCCAGGGACAACUUGCAGCAGCGGCAGUAGUGCCAGCGCUAGCUCGCAGGAGUUUGUCUUUUAUCGGGAUCAAAUGGCCCCGCCGGUUGCUCACUCAAGAGAGAUCCACCCUCAUGAGGUGGUGUACCGCGAACCAGUCAUCACGCAGCAGCCGCAGUCUGUUGUGCCACCUGCCCACAAAAGGGAAAUCAACAGGGAGGCCGUGGUCACAACAAGCCACAGGGACUAUCACAUGCCUGCAGCCGUGCACAAAGAGUAUAUCCUACCUCCUGCAGCGCAUACAACGCGGUCAGAUUUGCAACGAGAGUCGCACAUCGCAAACAAGUCGUGGCAGCCAGGCGGCCAGCAGGUUCAAAAUGCCUACAGACAAAGGAUGCAGAAACGAGGAUGCGUAGUGUACGUGCCGACUGGAGGCCCUGAAAAUGAGUAUAUCAGCCGUCACGCCAGUGCUGCCCACCUAUCACCCCAGCCGAUAACUCACGCUGGUGCGCCCAGCAGGUUGUCGCCGCAACACCCUCUCGUGGCGGGGCAGCCACUUUACCACCAACCUGAACUCUACAGAAGACCGCCUGUGUAUGUUGGUGUCACGCACACACAGCAAACAUUUCUGCCAGCUGGUCACCAAGUAGCAUCAUACACAUCAGGGGCCCUGCCUCCGCCUGCACAUCAUUCAAAUGCCCGUCCAGUCUUGGCAGCACAUCCCGCACACCCUCUGCCGGCUCACAUGCAACCAGCAGUGUUCCCGGCGCACCCUCAAGCGGUGGCCACGGCCGCCUUGGCGGCCGCUUCGUACGGCUACGCACCCUUGAGCCCUGCUAAGUCGCAAUACCAGCACUUGUGGUAUACUGCUGAGUAACAGACACGUUUUUAAGUUUCGGAAGACAAAGAGAGAAGAUCGCAAACGAUUGAAAGGAUAGAAGAAAUGGAAGAAACGAAGAAGUGAUGGUAGUUGCAGUUACAUUUAAGUUGAUGGAUUUUUUUUUGUUCUGUGCUGAGAAGGAUUUCGUUAUGAUGAACACCCUAGGUAAACAGCAAGUUUUGCAAGAACUGGGACAAGAUGAUUUCCCCCUUGGUUUUGUUCACACGUGCACCAGUUUCUAGCAUUUAAUGUUUUAUUCACCGAGAAGUUAAGUCAUGCAGCGUGCGUGUACUCUUUAAUUUGUCUUUCUUAAUUUAACUCAAGCGUGAAUCGAAAUAUGGGGCUGACGAAGAUUGCUUGUAGGCACUCGCAGUAUGAAGGAUUAAUCAAUCGACUUGAAUACUCGUAGUUGGUUUACCACCUGAUCGGUAUUUUCAGAUAUAUACAACACAUAUUACUCGUAGUAAUGCGAAUCGCUGUCUUUCCAUGAAGACCUAAAAUUUCAGUGUUUCCAUGUGAUAAUUAUAACUUAAUGAACUAGAGCUUUGUGUACCCAGUAGCUUCAUUUGCUUAUAUCUCUCAACUUCUUUUUUGAACCAUGAUUUAUGUGCAUUUCACAGUGAUUACAAAAGGACUGCUUGAGUUAUGAAUUAAUUCUUAAAAAAGUUGUGUUGCACAUCUACAACUACCCCUUAUCUAAUGUACAUAGUUAAUAAUUAAGUUUUUGUCAGUCCUCAGUACUACAUAAUUGCGCUUUAUCAAGAAAUUUAUUAUGUUAGUUCCUCUAUUUUAAUCCUUCAAGACAGCGUCUCUGAUUUUUCGUACACACUGGGGUAGUUUUCAAAUAAAAUAAGGCUGUUCUGGAUAGUUUAUAGUAGAAUUGAUGGUGAGCGCUAUAUCUUAUCCAUGGUCUUAAUAGCUUCACGUAGAUUGAGUUCCAACAACAGGUGUUAAAUAAUAUUAUUACAUAUUAAUUCAAAAUCGAAUGCAAGGAGAAGCUCUUGCAGCAAAGAAAUUCAUGUAAAUGUUUAAUAUGGGUGAUGUAUUGAUGGGACCUCUCUAUUUCUGUAUUUGUAUGAUAGCCACUUGACACUGCUACUCGUGUCGCUAGUGUGUGUUUAGUGUUGCUCCCCUCUCACUAGUUAGGUCGAAUCAACCUAUUUUACGAAUUAUUUUACCGUCGUUCUAUCGUUGAAUUUGUUCAAUAUCCACUUGUACUAACGAUUUAGUCAUGAUACUUUGUUUUAUCGCUCGGGUAGUUAUUUUCACAUUACUUAAAGAAGUAAUCUAGUUUUUAAUUAAUUAGGCUUGAAUUAUGCCUUACUGAUUAUUUGUUUAGCUUUAAUGUGUGGCAUCAUUUUCUCCAAUGACUUACCUUUUGAUGUCAUGUAAUAUAUAUAUUUACCGGUAAUGGACGAAAUUGAACACUUUCCACUUUUACUAAGCUUGACCCUUCACCACUCAAACUCAUCAAAAGAAACGCGCAAUUUUGCAAUGCGUUGUUUCCAUUUAGGAUUGAUAUUUCUCGCAACUGAUCAAAGGCCUCUGUAAGGUAAUUGAAACCCCAUUUCCUUGCCAAUUGAGCCGUGUCCGAAAGAAACCUAUCUAAAAAUAAAUUGUUUUGCAUUUGCAAGAUAGUUGACACACAAAAUGAACAGGCUCCACAGAUAUUUUCUAUAACAAGCACCUCAAUUUAUAUUAAUACUAAACAUAAAUAUCUGCCUUAUUACGAGGGAAUAUCACUUUCAAACAACAACAACUAUCAUGUUUGUACUUUGUAAUACACAAGAUGCGUAGGAGUUUGUAUGUUCAGAUUGUGUCUAGAUGUGAUAAAUAGCAACUACUACCGACAGAGUGUAAUGAUUAAGAAAUCGCCCGAGUAGUCGGAUCGAAAUGCAAACAAAAUAAUGCUAUUCUUUGCUGUCAAUGUUUUUGGAAAGAUGUUCUACUACUAAAUAAUAUCUCUGCUCCUUGUGUGUAGAAUUCGUUAGCUCAUACUAUUACAACUAUGGUGUUCUUACGCUCGAAUACUUAACUAAGAAUCUUGAUUCUAAUGAUUAUAGCCCCACCAGCUGACACAUACACGGUGUUUUGGUUGAAUUCCUUCACACACAUAACAAAGUACAAUAUAUAUUCUUCAUAGCGUUUAAAUCUAACUGCUGUCAUUGUCGAAUUUCUAGUUAGACUUGAGUUGAUCAAGAGCGAAAAUAAUUAUGUGUUUCACAGCAUCUCAAUAUUUAACAUCUCUGUAGUUUACUCUGUAAUUCAUGUCAAAUAAUACUAAAGAGCGCUUUAUAUCAUACAUCCACUUCACAUGAUAUAUAUCAUAACUACAAAAUAGGCAGAAUAGGUAAUUAUUACGUCAAUGGUGAUACACAAUAUAAUAUAUAAUGAAAUAAAUAAUCCAUACAAGAAUCUACUUUAAAAAAAGGUUAUUGUGUAAUGACAAUUUUACAACACUAGAAACAUUAGGCCUUGGGUGUUUGCAAGAGAACGGUUCUGUAGUCAAAUUAAAAUCAACACGUGAAAAUAUUUUGAUAUCUGCCGCCUAUAAUAGAAGUACAGAAUCUGCCUUAAAGUAACACACACACACACACCCAUCUUGUUGCUUUGUAUCAAUUUGUGGUGGUCUAGCAACCUAGAUUAAAAUACUACGCUACAUUAUUAAAUGGUACAGUGGGUUGUCCAGUCGACGAGCAAAAGUAUUGCGAUGAUAUCUAGCUUGUUAUAAUGUAUACAAAAUAGAGUUUCUGUCGAGUCAUGAUGUGUAAUAAUGCUUUUUCGUGUUAAUUGGACAUAUUCAAAAUAUGGAAAAUUACAAAACAGCCUUUUUAACGAAUAUGAACAAACGCAAUUUGCCAAAGAUGAGUUGACAUUGCAUAAGAUAAUUAAAGAGAUGUUCCUGGAAAUCAAUUGAUUGUGCGCGUGUACUAAUUAAUUCAUUUUAUGCUCAAAAGUGUGACUUUGUAAGUAAUCAUUUUUUCCGAAUUGAGUCAAUUAGUGACCGAGUAAAAACUUGGAAAUCCAAACAAACUCGACGAAAUCCACACAAAAAUAUUGGCAAUGCAAUCAACAUCAUGAAAUUCUUGUUUAAUUUCAUACAGCUAUUUCAACGCUUUCACAAGAACGCACUUUAAAGACACUCGAAUAAAUAUUGUAACCACAAAACUAAAACUGCACUUAACGCAUUUUAAUGCUGCACUUUUUUAAUUAAAUUUUCCAAUUAUUAUUAGUUUAAUCAAUGGUUGCGUAGAUGGUAAAGGUUUUUUAUUUACGCCUUAUUAUAUUAUCUUGUAUUCACUUUUGAUGGAUUUUUGUUUGAAAACACAUCAGCGUACUUUAAAAACUCACAAACCGAAUUCGUUUGAAAAUCAGGAACGGCUCUUAAGCUAUGUUCUCUGAGCGGAGAAUAUUCCAAAAUGAUUAAGGGUGCAGUUCUAGUUGAAUGCCCAUGCAUUUAUUUUCGGCCCGGAGAUGUGAGAACCACGAAAUUUAAUCGUUGAACAAGUGUGUGAAAUGCUAUGUGGGCCGACAGAGAGAAGUAAAAUCGAAAUUUUCGCAAUUUUAGUGUUUACACCGCAUGAUAAACAUAAAUACACACACUCAGCUAAGUACAGUUUGUUGUUAAUUCCGUGGUGUCAGAAGCUUGCAGCAUUAAGCAAGAAAUAAUUUAGCCAAACAUCGUUAACGCUAACUCAAUUUAAAAAAUAAAUACCAAUUUCAAGCACUGCUGCAUUAUGGUAAAAGUAGAGAUAGAAAUCGUUUAUUAUUCUGUAUUGCAUACAAAAUGUGUGGUUUGGGAUCCAGUUCUUGAUAUCGUAGAGUAAUAAAAAGAGGUAUCAUUAUCGAAUAAUUAACUAUGCAUUCAAUUGAAUAACAAGGAUGCAUUAUAGUGUAUUAGUAAUAAUGAAAACUUACAACCAACACGUAAACAUACUUGUAGCGUCAGAUGAAAGUUUCUUGUUGUGAUAUAUAUAAACUGGUUACAAAAAAGGAAAAUUACACUCGACUAUAAGGUUUCUCUUUUUGUGCUGUUUUGCUUACCACUUGAUGUAUUAUUGAUUAAUCCCCGGUUUGAGGAAAAACAUAUAUGAUAAUAUCUGUAAUAUUACCAGCGAAUAAGUUUUUAACAGGGACUAUUUUAUAAAAUAGCUUGUACCCCUUUACGGCAAAAACAAACGCUCCCUCUCGCCCCCCUUUGAAUAUGUGUACCGAAGAUAAUGUUAAAAACGGCGAUGGUGCACGACUCCGCUUCGGGAACGAAUUAACUCACACAAAUUAUUGUGGAUCACAAAAAUAUGUAAAAGUGUUUCCUGUCAAUGUGGGAUUUAAGAUGUGUGAUGACUUUUGAUGAUUUCACAGCCCCCCAAAUGAAAAAUCUGUUCAACAUCGACUGCUUUAAAAUGAUCAUUUGAUAUACCUAAAAAAGACUGAUAACAUGUAAAAAUUUAAAAGAAAUGAAAAUGCAUCUACACAAGCGUACAUUUUUAUGAGAAAAUAAGUAAUUCAGAAAGAGUGGAGAUUCUUUGAGGAAUUUUUAAUUUUAUUUUUAAAAAACAAAGACGAAUCAAAAUUGUACAACCACAGCAGUUGAUUAAGAACAGAAUCGCGUCUUUUUCAUUGAACUGAUUUCAACACGGCGAGUUUUCCUUGAAUUUUGCAAAUCUGGGUGCCUUCAUGUGUAAUUUUGUCGUUUGCAUUUCUAUUGUUAUUAUUUUGCUAUAUUGCCACCUGUCAAAAUUCGUAAGUGUUGCAUCGAGACAGAGCUGAAAAAAAUUGUUUCAACUGAUCAUGCGUCUUUUCUUACUCGUGAAUUUGUGGUAAAACUUGCUGUCAGUGACUUUGACAUGCUUGCACAAUUGUCCCUUAAUUAUUAAUAACAUAGGCGAAUUUGUACAUAAUAGAUUUAUAUAUUGAUGAUGGAAAAAUGUGCUGUACAUGGAGUGUUUUGUGCCAAUUUAGUUUUUUACUAAUAGAGCUGGACAACAAAACAACACUGAUUGAGAUUUAUUAUUGCCCGCGACGUGAAAAAGUAAUUAUAUUCGACGUGCUGUCAUAAUUAUCACACCUUUGUAAUUGUUAUUAUUGUAUCUGACAAUCUACUUAAAAAGAAAAAGAGAAUCGUCUUGUCUUUACAAACACACACACACUCACUCACAUGCGUGUUUUCUCAAUCGCACUACUUUUCAUGGCAUGCCACUUUGUAAAAAUUUUACCACAUCGCUGCAAACAUUGGAACUUUUCUCAAAAUUAUUUGCAGUAACGCGGCGAUUCUUUGCUGGAAAGAUACAAAGACAGUGUAAUACCAAUUUAAUAAUCAAAAUCCAUCUUCUCACCAAUUUGAGAUAAAAGGUUUGAAACAACUCAGCCUGUAGUCAGAUACAUAAUACACACUUUAAAUGGUUAACGGGCAAAAUGAAAUUAAACUGUAAAAUUUGGCACUAAUAAAAAUACGCAUAAGCAAAAAUUAGUAAA
Cloeon dipterum is the source of this 10028-nucleotide messenger RNA. RefSeq names its product Homeodomain interacting protein kinase (gene Hipk). The record is from RefSeq and is a predicted model, not a curated record. Gene Ontology annotation, biological process: peptidyl-serine phosphorylation; peptidyl-threonine phosphorylation. Gene Ontology annotation, cellular component: cytoplasm; nucleus. NCBI's taxonomy places the organism in Eukaryota, Metazoa, Arthropoda, Insecta, Ephemeroptera, Baetidae. Gene Ontology annotation, molecular function: protein tyrosine kinase activity; protein serine/threonine kinase activity; ATP binding. Bases 333 to 4550 code for a protein of 1405 amino acids. The transcript has 18 exons.